AUGCUGAGUAACAGCCGGCGAAUCAUUUCCUUCGGCUUAUUUUCAAAUCUCAUUAUAUCUUGCAGAUCAAGAGACCAAGUAACGACAUCAGUAUUAGCAGCACUUACAUUAACAGCACCAGCAACAGCUCCACCAGCGACAACAGCAGCAGCUGCACUCGGAGUUGCAUCGGCACCAGCGCCAAAUGUGGCACCAACAGCAGCAUCAGCAACAGCACCCAUAGCAGUACUAGCAUCAGCAACAGCACCAGUGAUAGCUCCACCAUCAUCAACACUAGCAGCAGCAGCUGCACCCGGAGUAGCAUCAGCACUAGCACCAACAGCAUCAGUAACAGCACCAACAGCAGCACCCGUAGCAGCAACAGCACCAGCGACAGCUCCACCAUCAUCAAUUUCAGCUACAGCAACUGCACCCGGAGUAGCGCUAGCAUCAGCAGAAUCAGCAACAACACCAGCACCUGGAUUUGCAUCAGCACCAGCACCAAACAUGGUACCAAGAGCAGCAUCAGCAACAGCACCGGCAGCAGUACCCGUAGCAGCACUAGCAUCAGCAACAGCACCAGCGACCGCUUCACCAUCAUCAAUACCAGCAGCAGCAGCUGCACCCGGAGUAGCACCAGCACUAGCACCAACAGCAUCAGUAACAGCACCAACAGCAGUACCCGUAGCAGCAACAGCACCAACGACAGCUACAGCAGCUGCACUCGGAGUAGCAUCUGCACCAGCGUCAGCAACAGCACCAGCGACAACUCUACCAGUAGCAGCAGCACCAGCGCCGAACGUGACACCCACAACAGCACCUGUACCCGUACCAGCAUCAGCGACUCCAGCAUCAACAGUACUAUCAAUGCUAGCACCAACAGUUGAACCAAUACUAUCACUAUUACAAGUACUGGUAACAUUCCCAUAA
Messenger RNA from Microplitis mediator, 909 nucleotides. RefSeq names its product skin secretory protein xP2-like. NCBI's taxonomy places the organism in Eukaryota, Metazoa, Arthropoda, Insecta, Hymenoptera, Braconidae. The record is from RefSeq and is a predicted model, not a curated record. Bases 1 to 909 code for a protein of 302 amino acids. The transcript has 2 exons.